AUGGUGGUCUUCAAGAAGGUCAAGUUGUUCGAGGUGGUCUUCUCCGACCCAGAGAGGGUGUACUGUGGAGGGGAGAAGGUGACCGGGAAGGUGAUGGUGGAGGUGUCCGAGGUGACCCGGGUGACCAAAGUCAAGGCGCUGGCCUGCGGAGUGGCCAAGGUGGUCUGGUCCACUGGACCUCAACACUGCAAGCAGGAGAUGGAGUACCUGAGGGUGGAGGACACCUUGCAGAUGGAGGACCAGCCUACAGUAGAUUCUGAUGGAUCUGUAAUCCUGAGACCUGGCAACCAGUACGAGUACAAGUUUGGAUUUGAGCUUCCUCAAGGGCCUUUGGGCUCAACCUUCAAGGGGAAGUAUGGAUCUGUGAAAUAUUGGGUCAAAGCUUUCCUUGAGCGACCAUCACUCCCAGCUCUGGAAGUGCAGAAGAAAUUCCAAGUGGUUGACUUAGUGGAUGUGAACACUCCAGAUUUAUUGUCUCCUGUUUCUGGCAAAAAGCACAAGAAGAUGACUUGUUUGUUCAUUCCUGAUGGCCAUAUCACCAUGAGUGCCAGCAUUAACCGCAAGGGAUUCUGUGAAGGUGAUGAUAUCUGUAUCUCCGCUGACUUUGAGAACACCUGCUCUCGUAUUGUGGUCCCAAAAGCUGCCAUCAUCGGCAAGCACACUUACUUGGCCAACGGUCAGACCAAAGUCUUCACCCAGAAGCUGUGCAGCGUGAGGGGAAAUCACAUCAUCUCCGGCAUGACGGACUCUUGGAGAGGAAAGAGCAUCCGUGUCCCAAAGAUCAAGCCUUCCCUCCUGGGCUGCCACAUCCUGAGAGUGGAAUAUUCUUUACUGGUUUAUGUCAGUGUUCCCGGAGCGAAGAAGGUCAUCCUUGACUUGCCCCUUGUGAUUGGCACCAGUUCCUCUGGUUUCAGCAGCCGCAGCUCAAGCAUGGCAAGCCAGGCCAGCUCGGAGAUGAGUUGGGUCGAACUGAACAUCCCUGGCACUCCAGAAGCUCCUCCAUGUUAUCUGGACAUUGUUCCUGAGGACCACAGACUUGAAAGCCCAACCACUCCUCUAAUCGAUGAGCUGGACAACAGCUGUGACAGUCCCAUCUUCAUGUACGCUCCAGAGUUCAAGUUCAUGCCACCUCCAACCUACACAGAGGUAAGUUCUGAGUUCAGCUGUAGAAAUAUCAAACUGAUCAUGAUGUUGUAA
Molecule: messenger RNA, 1197 nt
Organism: Staurois parvus
Lineage: Eukaryota; Metazoa; Chordata; Amphibia; Anura; Ranidae
Source: the annotation of a GenBank genome assembly